UCGCUCUCACGUAAAUGAAUUAGUGACAAUAGCCCUUUAUUCUCACGAGGGACCGUUAGCAUUAGUUCAGCUAACAGUGCUACAGGACCAAAUUCGGUGGCGCCUUUACUCCCGACAUUACGGUUACGUGUGGACAUGCGCCGCUGUCGCAGCAGCAGCAAAGCAGAAUGGUAACGUUGUUUUUUGAUGGAGAUCACUGAAACUACAUUAUAUUCGUCGUUUUAUUCGUGCUGUCGAUGGCCGCAUGAAAACCGGGGCAGUUAUGCCACUAAUCAGCAAAAUAUACACGUAUUCGUUGCCUUUCCAGUCAAAUCUGCUCGGCUGCAGUGUUAGCAUUGUGAUAGCAAUGUAGGUAAUGUUAGCUGGGACGCCUGGACCGAAAUAGCCAGCACUCAAGGAAACAGCAGCCUGCUCCGGUGUUUGGACCUGCGUUGUGUACACUAGUUGGCCAGUUUAAGUUUCUCUGGAAUGCAUCUCUCCAAGAAAUGUUCCGUCUUCAAAGUGGUGCUGAGUGCUCUGAUGAUAGUGGCGCUCCUACAGCUAAUAUACCUGUCUUUCUUAUCCAAGUUUCACGGUAAGCAGCAGCGGUACCGAUACUCUGAGCUCUUUGGAGGCUCUGGGGGCAAGAAAAAUGGGCACCCGGAGAAAAACUCGCGGAAGGAGCGUCUGAGGUACUCGCUGUCUACUGGUGGGAUCUUUGACAACAGUGGUCAGUACCGGGUGUACAAGAACUUGAUUAAAAGUGAUUUCACCACAAAUCAGAAACCAGGAUCCGACCCCAGCUCCAAUGUCCUGGCUUUAGCCACACACACAACCAUCAACAACCUGCAUCACCUGGAAUCUCUUCUGGGAAGGUGGCAAAACCCUCUCUCUGUGGCCAUAUUCGCACAUGGACAAGAUGUCAAGUUUGCCACAGCUCUGGUCUAUGCUCUCAGCUUCUUCUGCCCUCAGAUUCAAUCUCUGGUGGACUUCCAUUUGGUCUGCCUCUCUGGGGAGAUGGCCAGUUUCCCUGAGCAGGACCGUGAGCAUUUUGCAGGGCUUGAGGACUGUGCCUCUGUGUUCUCCAGACUGGAGACCCACAGGGAUACAUACAAGAACUAUGCCAUCAGUGGAAACGUCUCCUACCCCAACAAUCUUCUUCGUAACGUUGCCCGGGGUGGCACAGAGUCCUCCUACAUCCUGGUCAUUGACAUCGACAUGAUGCCGAGCGCUGACCUGCACCAGCAGUUCUUGGCCCUGAUCAUGAGGCGUGAGUCAGUUAGUGAUGAGGUAUUUGUGUUGCCUGCCUUUGAGAUCCGCCACGCCCGGAAGAUGCCUGCCAACAAGGCAGAGUUGGUUCAGCUCUACCAGGUCGGUGAGGUCCGGCCUUUUUAUGAAGAGCUGUGCCCUCGCUGUCAAGCCCCCACUAACUACUCACAGUGGGUUAACAGCCACGUUAGAGGGACAGGCACCCUAGAGGUUGCCUACACACUCACCUGGGUGGACCCCUGGGAGCCUUUCUACAUCGGGCCCCACACUGUGCCCCUCUAUGAUGAGAGCUUCAAGCAAUAUGGCUUCAAUCGUAUCAGCCAGGCCUGCGAGCUUCAUGUGGCCGGAUACAAGUUCUCAGUGCUGAGCUCAGCCUUCGUGGUACACCGGGGCUUCAAGAUCCAGGGGGAGUUCCAUGCCAGGAAGGACGAGGAGAAUAAACGCAACCGGGUUCUGUUUCGCAGCUUCAAAGAGGGCCUGAAAACCAAAUACCCAUCCUCCAAUCGACGGUGCUGAAACAAGAUGAGGACUAAUACAUCCUGCCUCUAUCAGUCUCUAAUCAGUCUUCUGCGGAAAUGAUGGACAUUGUUCAUUUGAACUAGAUUUAGCUUCCAGUCAGGCUCUCCUCUGCCUAAAACAUCCUAGUUUUUUUUCUUAGAUUUUUUGUGAUGACAGCACAGUAUGAGUUCAAUCUAAUUCAACUCUUGGGUUUAUUUCAAGUCCCUCUAAAAGUGAACAGCAGGGAAAUGUUCUUUGGAGAUUUUUGAGAGCCUCCUGCUAGUUGGGACUGAAAGUAAGAAAUGAUCAUUCAAGACUGACAAAACUGGCGAGCGACUUUUUGAAUCAAAUGCCAAUCCGGUAAUGUAGCACACAAGGUACAUUUUCUAAGAAACAAAAGACCUAAUUUCACUUUAUGUACUGAAACGGUUCACAGGUUCUACAUUUCAUGACAGCUGAUCGGAAAUUGCCUUGUUCCUCAAAGUCCAACUGAAAUCACAUUUAGUUAUCCCUUUUUGCUGUCAAAAGCAAUGUCAAAUGUAUAGUUGAUAGUUUUUAUUAUAUAAAAAAAG
Molecule: messenger RNA, 2318 nt
Organism: Sander lucioperca (pikeperch)
Lineage: Eukaryota; Metazoa; Chordata; Actinopteri; Perciformes; Percidae
Gene: b4gat1
Product: beta-1,4-glucuronyltransferase 1
Exons: 2
Coding region: 469-1764 (431 amino acids)
Molecular function (GO): glucuronosyltransferase activity
Source: RefSeq, a predicted model, not a curated record